GUUAUUCGCCCUUCGAAGCAGUGUGUAAACAUGGCGUCAAGCAAGAGCGAGGAGGAUGUUGACGAUAAGGGCGAAAAUGAUGAAGGGAAACAUCCUGAGGGCAAUCUAUUGAAUUUUGAACCAGAGGUACCAGUGGAGAGUAUGUUGGUCCCCACUGACAACUUCGACUCUUUCGAACAGGAGGCUCCUCCUGACCCAGCCACCUUACAGGAUGAUGACAACCUUGUGGAAUGUCAAAAAAUUGCUAGAAAUACUUCGGAUGAAAAUACAGAGGAUCCUGAUAAGAAUGGAACCAGCCGUUCAAUGAGUGAGUUGAGUUUAGUGAGUGUAGAAAGCUCUGAACCACAGCAAGUUGAUGAUGAAGUUAGCAAUAACUCUGAAUGGAGAUCACAAGAAAAACAUAUCUUUAUCUUAAGCUCUGCGGGAAAACCAAUAUACUCUCGACAUGGUUCAGAAGAUAAAUUGGUUACACUCUUUGGUGUUAUGCAGGCAUUAGUCUCUUUUAUUGGUGAUGACGGAGAUACAGUUCGUUCCAUUCAUGCUCAAGGCACUUUAUUUGUAUUUUUAAUCAAAGGUCCAAUAAUUUUAGCUUGUGUAUGCAAAACAAGAGAAAGUGUCUCUCAGAUCACUGUCCAGUUAAAUUAUGUUUAUAGCCAAAUUGUGAGUGUCUUAACACUUGAGCAACUUACUAGAAUUUAUGAGCAACGAAGAAAUUACGACUUAAGAAGACUUCUGGCCGGUGCAGAGAGGCUUGUUGAUCAUCUUCUUAUUGCUUUAGAAACUCAACCUGCUCUUCUUCUUGGUGCAGUGCAAUGUCUGCCCCUGGCCUCAACAACAAGGGAUACUAUCACAAGUACAAUUGUGUCAUGCUGCAACAAAAUAAAGAAUUUGGUUUUUGCAAUUUUAGUUGGAGGUAACCAAUUAGUUACAUUAAUAAGAAUGAAAAAGUUCUUCUUACACCCAGCUGAUUUACACCUAAUCCUUAACCUAGUCAAUAGUUCAGAAAGUUUCAAGGCAGCUGAAAGCUGGACACCUAUCUGCCUACCCAAGUUUAAUUCAAGAGGGUUUCUUCAUGCUCAUGUUUCCUAUCUGGCCGAAGACUGUCAGGCAUGUCUACUUCUCUUGACAGUUGAUCCAGAUUUGUUUUUUCCACUAUCAGAAGCAAAACAAAAAAUUGUGGAGAAAUUGCGGAGAGCUAGUUUACUUCAAUCAAUCAAUGCCGCAUUGGCACACCCAGGGACUCCUGUGUCACAAUUAGGUGUCCCAGAGGCCCGGCACUUUUUGUACAAGUGCAAGGCUACUGCUCAAUUUUGGGGGCCAGUACCUGCUCCACCAUAUCAGUCUUCUGAAGGUGCUAAAAGAUUACUGGACCAAUACAGAGUUUUGCACCACCGUUUACAUGCACCCUCUCAGCCACUCAAACUUCUUUACCUGCAAGACCAUGCAGAAACUAUGCUAGGCUGGAUAACUACAGGCUUUGAGCUGUAUGUUGCUUUCGAGCCUUUGGUAACUAAGGCCAAUGCCAUUAGUGCUGUGAACAAGAUUUUGAGGUGGAUUAAAAAGGAUGAAAAUGGACUAUUUAUAACCAAUGCACCAACAUUUUAGUGUUUGAGAUUCAUGGUCAUUGUUACUCGUCCUAUUUAAUUGAAUGGAGGAAAUGCAUUAAGGUAAAGCAAAGAAAAGUGCAUUUAUUUAUCUGUUAUUUAUUGUGAUAAUAUCUUUGCUCAUGUGUUGCUAUAUUCUUAAGUGAACUAGAUUUGGAAUUUAUUGGAGUUUCUAGCAUAUUUUAAUCAGAAUUUAACUUACGAGAAUUGUAUAAUACAUACUUUCCCUGGUGCUUAAUUCUGCUAUCAUACAUUUUGUCAUCAAUCAUUUUGUAGAUCAAACUUAAUUUUCCUUGAUCUUUUUAAAAAUUCCCUAGAGGAAAGUAAUUUGUCUGGUAUUUUAGUAACAGUUACUACUUUGUAAAAAUGAAUAAUACAAACUUUUAAAGUUGUCUACCUGUAUUGAUAGUAAAAAUUUCUCACUAUCAAGUUUUUUUUUAAUGAAAUGUCAUAAUGUGAUCAAUUAUAAUACACUAUAUAUAUUUCUUA
Frankliniella occidentalis (western flower thrips) is the source of this 2093-nucleotide messenger RNA. RefSeq names its product protein SAND (gene Mon1). The transcript has 8 exons. The record is from RefSeq and is a predicted model, not a curated record. Gene Ontology annotation, biological process: protein targeting to vacuole; endosome to lysosome transport via multivesicular body sorting pathway. Bases 31 to 1605 code for a protein of 524 amino acids. NCBI's taxonomy places the organism in Eukaryota, Metazoa, Arthropoda, Insecta, Thysanoptera, Thripidae.